Molecule: messenger RNA, 465 nt
Organism: Lasiodiplodia theobromae
Lineage: Eukaryota; Fungi; Ascomycota; Dothideomycetes; Botryosphaeriales; Botryosphaeriaceae
Product: Ubiquitin-40s ribosomal protein s31 fusion protein
Exons: 3
Coding region: 1-465 (154 amino acids)
Biological process (GO): translation; modification-dependent protein catabolic process; protein ubiquitination
Cellular component (GO): cytoplasm; ribosome; nucleus
Molecular function (GO): structural constituent of ribosome; ubiquitin protein ligase binding; protein tag activity
Source: RefSeq, a predicted model, not a curated record
AUGCAGAUCUUCGUCAAGACCCUCACGGGCAAGACUAUCACCCUUGAGGUGGAGUCGUCCGACACCAUUGAUAAUGUCAAGAGCAAGAUCCAGGACAAGGAGGGCAUCCCCCCGGACCAGCAGCGUCUGAUCUUCGCUGGCAAGCAGCUCGAGGAUGGCCGUACCCUCUCGGACUACAACAUCCAGAAGGAGUCCACCCUUCACCUCGUGCUCCGCCUGCGUGGUGGUGCUAAGAAGAGGAAGAAGAAGGUCUACACCACCCCCAAGAAGAUCAAGCACAAGAGGAAGAAGACCAAGCUCGCCGUCCUCAAGUACUACAAGGUCGACGGCGACGGCAAGAUCGAGCGCCUCAGGAGGGAGUGCCCCCAGGAGCAGUGCGGUGCCGGUGUCUUCAUGGCUGCCAUGCACAACCGCCAGUACUGCGGCAAGUGCCACCUCACCUACGUCUUCGACGAGUCCAAGUAA